Molecule: messenger RNA, 1787 nt
Organism: Populus euphratica (Euphrates poplar)
Lineage: Eukaryota; Viridiplantae; Streptophyta; Magnoliopsida; Malpighiales; Salicaceae
Product: vinorine synthase-like
Exons: 2
Coding region: 79-1425 (448 amino acids)
Source: RefSeq, a predicted model, not a curated record
GUUCUUUCAAGUAUAAAAACAUGUUGAACCUUUGAUAGAUUUCUCAAACAACUUGAAAGGAAGCUAAAACCAUUGAAAAUGGAAGUGCAAAUCAUUUCCGAACAAAAUGUAAGACCAUCUUCUCCAACACCUCCACACCUGAGAAAUUUCAAGCUGUCCCUUUUGGACCAGCUUAUUCCAGUUCCAUACGCACCGCUUCUCCUGUACUAUCCGAUGAAUGACAAUUCUGGUGCUAGCAAUCUUGAUGUUCACAGAAGACUAGGAGUGCUUAAAAAAUCUCUAUCAGAGACUUUGACUCACUUUUACCCACUUGCCGGAAAGAUCAAAGAUGAGCUUUCCAUUGAUUGCAAUGAUGAAGGAGCCUAUUAUGUGGAAGCACAAGUCAACUGCCAUCUCAGUGAAUUCCUUAGGCAGCCUGACCUCCUGUUAGCACAUCAAUUCUUUCCAUGUGAACUCCUUCCGAAAGCAGUCACACAUGUUGCUAAUUUUCAAGUAAAUGUUUUUGAAUGUGGUGGUAUUGCUAUUGGCAUAUGCAUAUCGCACCUUAUCCUAGAUGGUGCUGCUUUGAGCACCUUUCUCAAGGCAUGGUCUGCCACAGCCAAAGGCAGCAAGGAAGCAAUUAUAUACCCCGAGUUCAUACCCAGUUCUCUCUUCCCUGCAAAUGAUUUGUGGCUUAGAGACUCAGCAGUUGUUAUGUUUGGUUCCUUGUUCAAAAAGGGCAAGGGCGUUACUAAAAGAUUUGUGUUUGAUGCCUCAUCAAUUUCCAGCCUCAGAGCCCAAGCAGCCAGCUUAGGAGUGAAAUGCCCCACUCGCGUCGAGGUGGUCUCAUCUUUCCUGUGGAAGUGCAUCAUGGCAGCCUCAGAAGAAUGGCGAGGAUCCCAAAGGCCUUCUUUACUAACCCACUUGGUGAAUCUGCGAAGAAAAAUGGAACCAAAUUUGGGAGAGAAUUCCAUAGGAAAUUUCCUAUGGUUAGCAGCUGCAAAAUGCAUGAACAAGUCCAGGGUCGAAUUAGACGACUUGGUUGGUGAGGUGAGGAAAGCAAUAUCAAAAAUUGAUGCUGACUUUGUUGGGCAGAUAAAAGGUGAUAAAAGCAAUUCUCUGGCGGAGCAAACACUCAAAGAAAUAGGUGAAUUUGGCUCCAAGGAUGGAGUAGACUACCUGGGUUUUUCUAGUUGGUGUAGAUUUGGCUUCUAUGAUGCUGAUUUUGGAUGGGGCAAGCCUGUUUGGAUUAGCAGUUUCGCCGUGUCAGGUUCACUUACCAUGAACCUUAUCAUUUUGGCUGACACAAGGUGUGAUGGCAUAGAAGCUUUCGUGACCUUGGAUGAAAAAGACAUGACUAUUUUAGAAGACAAUCCAGAGCUCCUCAAAUUUGCAUCUUUGAACCCAAGUCCUUUGGACAUCGAUAAAUCAGUGCAGUGUACAUGAAAGCUAUGGUAUUGACAGCGACGCUGGCGACAAUCUUUCUUAAUUAAGCUGUGGCUUGUAACUCAACACGAUUGCUCAGAACUAAAUCAUUUUUCGUUAAGAUGGCUUUACCAAGGUAGGAGAACCUGGAAACUUCCAUCCACCAGGUUUUGAAGUGUAAAAGCAUCUAGAAGUAGGUUCUUGUAAUGUCUCCACCAAUUUCUUCUGCUUCCGUAAGCAGUACUGCUGCGUCAUAAGCCAGUUUGUGACAAGAAUUAUAUAAAUUUGGAGUUUGUACUUGGAUUGCAACGCCUUAAGGUAGUAAAUUAUGUUUCAUCAUUUGCUCACCACAGCACUUGCCAAGAACAAGUACAUUAUUUUAA